Molecule: messenger RNA, 2835 nt
Organism: Pyrus x bretschneideri (Chinese white pear)
Lineage: Eukaryota; Viridiplantae; Streptophyta; Magnoliopsida; Rosales; Rosaceae
Product: DEAD-box ATP-dependent RNA helicase 37
Exons: 7
Coding region: 311-2158 (615 amino acids)
Cellular component (GO): nucleus
Molecular function (GO): RNA binding; RNA helicase activity; ATP binding
Source: RefSeq, a predicted model, not a curated record
UUUUUUAGAGAGAGAAAAGGGAGCGGCUUUCGGUUUGGAUAUUUUUGUCAGCGAGCUGCACCAACAAAACAUUAGGGUUUUUUUCUCUCUCAGAUCUUUUUCCUUCUUCUUCCAACCUCCGUCGUCGUCACGUCCGCAGCUACUGCUACAGGCUUUUGCUUCCGGUUUUAUCGUCUGCGUUGAUUGGAUUUUGUUGGAAUUGUAAUUGAAUUAGGGAUUCAAUUGUGGAGAAUUUUGAAGUGGGUUCAAAGAUUGUAUAUUUUUUUGGAGGCUAUUUUGGAGUGAUAAUUUUGUCCCAGUUGUAUCGACUAUGCGGACUUCAUGGGCAGAUUUGGCUGCAAAUUCUGCAGCUGAGAAUGUAGGUUCUGGCUCUUCUGGCAAUGCUGGUUCAGGGAAUGCUGCUGCUCCUGCUCCUAAUCGGUCCACCUAUGUCCCCCCACAUCUCCGUAACCGUCCACCUUCCUCGGACCCACCUGCUCCAGCAUAUACUGCGCCGGUUACCAAUGAUAGAGGUGGCCCAGGUGGGUUCAGUGCACCUCGUUGGGGUGGUCCCAGAAACGACAACAGUCGAACUGGCCAUGGUGGCAAUGCUGGUCGCGGUGGAGGAUGGGGAAGCAGAAGUGGUGGUUGGGAUGGGAGAACACGAGAAGUGAACCCCUUUAGAGAUGAUGAUGAAACAGAGCAGCCGUUUAGUGAGCAAGAGAACAGUGGUAUUAACUUUGAUGCAUAUGAAGAUAUUCCGGUUGAGACAAGUGGCGACAAUGUUCCCACUCCUGUGAAUACCUUUGCAGAUAUUGACUUGGGGGACGCACUGAAUAAAAAUAUUCAGAGGUGCAAAUAUGUGAAACCCACACCUGUGCAGCGUCAUGCCAUUCCUAUCUCCCUUGCAGGCCGAGACUUGAUGGCAUGUGCCCAAACUGGUUCUGGAAAGACUGCUGCUUUCUGUUUCCCAAUCAUCAGUGGAAUUAUGAAGGGACAACCUGCACAGAGGCCACCCCGUGGUGCACAUACAGUUUAUCCGCUUGCUCUCAUUCUUUCUCCUACUAGGGAGCUUUCAAUUCAAAUUCAUGAGGAAGCCCGGAAAUUUUCAUAUCAAACAGGUGUUAGGGUGGUUGUUGCGUAUGGAGGAGCACCAAUUAACCAACAGCUGCGGGAACUUGAAAGAGGUGUUGAUAUUCUUGUGGCAACUCCUGGAAGAUUGGUGGAUUUGCUGGAGAGAGCCAGGGUUUCAUUGCAGAUGAUUAGAUAUUUAGCCCUAGAUGAGGCUGAUCGAAUGCUGGAUAUGGGUUUUGAACCACAAAUAAGGAAAAUUGUGGAGCAAAUGGACAUGCCUCCUCCAGGUAUGCGACAGACUAUGCUGUUCAGUGCCACUUUUCCGAAGGAAAUACAGAGACUGGCCUCUGAUUUUCUUGCAAAGUACAUCUUUCUGGCAGUUGGAAGGGUGGGUUCUAGUACUGAUUUGAUUGUCCAAAGAGUGGAAUUUGUGCAUGAAUCUGAUAAAAGAAGUCACCUCAUGGACCUUAUUCAUGCACAGAGGGCCAAUGGCGCACAGGGCAAGCAAGCUUUGACAUUAGUUUUUGUUGAGACAAAGAAGGGAGCUGAUUCGCUGGAACAUUGGCUGUGUAUGAAUGGUUUUCCUGCAACUACUAUUCAUGGUGACAGAUCACAGCAGGAAAGAGAACAAGCAUUGAGGUCAUUUAAGAGUGGGAACACUCCAAUCUUGGUGGCUACUGAUGUGGCUGCGCGUGGGCUAGACAUUCCUCAUGUUGCACAUGUUGUCAACUUUGAUCUUCCAAAUGACAUUGAUGAUUAUGUUCACCGCAUUGGUCGUACUGGACGAGCUGGGAAGUCUGGCUUGGCUACUGCCUUCUUUAAUGAGAACAAUUCAUCACUUGCCAGGUCUUUGGCAGAAUUGAUGCAAGAAUCAAAUCAAGAAGUACCUGCUUGGCUGUCUCGGUACGCAGCUCGAGCUUCUUUUGGUGGUGGGAGGAACCGUCGUUCUGGGGGAGGCCGGUUUGGUGGCCGUGACUUCCGAAGGGAUUCAUCUUUCAGCAGGGGUGGCAAUGAUUACUAUGGUGGAGGCGGUGGGGGUAGCAGCGGUGGAUAUGGGGGUGCAUCUGGAGGAUAUGGUGCUGGGGUGGCCAGUGCGUGGGACUAACCGCUAACUCCUCAAAGCAGUUACAGUGUCUUAGGUAAUGGAUGCAGACUUCUUUAUAAGGUCAUAUUUUUGUUUAUGUAAUGUUUGGUUUGAACGACCAAUGUUUUACAUUGUCGGAGACGCUCAUCAAUGUUUUGAGGGGAGGGCGUACUUAUGUUCGGUAUUGGUGCCACAGGAAUAGAAGGUUUGUGUAAUGUUCGUAGGUGUCGAUUUAAAAGGUGCUAACAGAGUAGGGAUCACCGUCAUUUUAGUCAUUCUGUACCCUUAUUACGUACUCUGGCGUGUGAGUUGGGAUGGGUUGUAGAAUAUGUAGUGGGAGAGGGGAGAGGGUUUCUUUUCGGCCACAUCUUUGUUUAUCUCAUAGGCAUGUUCGUUUCAACCCAGUUUGUCGGGUUUAUAGUGUUUGAGGGUUCUUCAGUUCCUGCCAAUUCUUUCCUCCUUUCAAGGAGUUGAACACGAGGAGUUAUAGGGCUUUUGUAAUAUUUUGGUUCUGACUGAAAUAAAUACAAAGCUCUCGUUGAAAACCAGAUUUCUCCGAUUUGAACGGGAACUUUCGGUACCAAUUGGACCGGAGUAAUCUUAGUUGCCAGUCGUUGUUGAACGCGAAACGUUUGUUAUUUUUAUGCAAGCUAUGUGAAUUCAGAAGGGCCAAGUAUUUUCAGAUCGGUUUUCUUUUA